AUGGCUACCGCUAUCACGAUCCAGCCCUCUUCCGCGGGUACUGCAACCUCCCCGGCCUAUACUCAACCUCAUCAUUCACCUUCAGCCUUCCACCGCCGGACAGGGUCGGCAACAAACUUGACCUCGUCCCCCUUGUCGGUCCAUUCCAACAUUCAACGUUUCCCAUUCCGGGAUGGAGCGAGCUGCGACGCCUGCCUCCGUAGAAAAAGCCGUUGCGCAAUGAAUGAAAUGGUUAACAAGUGCUACUCCUGCGAUUUCCACCUUAGACGACUCUGCCGCGGACCUGGAAUCGGUCAAACGUCAGCACAAUCAGCGCCUGAGGAAGAGAUCCUUUCUCCAAAGCAAAGUCAUGCUAUGAUCCGUCCCGGGUUCUUCAACCAGACCACACAGCACAUUGGCAUGACCACGGAGCUCGAACCUGCCCUGCUGGAAUAUUUACCCUUGGACGAAUUUGACGAGUGCACUUUCUCCGCAGCUCGUAUCCGAAGGUGCGCUGACGACGACUAUACCUACAUGAGGGUCGUCAACACUGUUCCUAUCGGGGACUCGCAGGCCGUGUCACUCGAUGUGAUCGAGGGCCUGGUUGCUCCGUACGGUGCUACGUUGAUUGAAAAGUUUUUCGAGCAUGUGCACCCCUCGUUCCCGAUCUUGAUGGAAGAUGCCUUCCGUCAAUCGUACCGGGAACGCCGUCAAUUAUCACCGUUGCUUCUUGCCGCGGUGUAUGUAUUGACGCUGAAAUUCGUGGAUGUCGGUACUUCUUCGCAGACUGCUCGCCGACCGGAUGCUGCGAGACUGGAGAGUACUGCGUUGAAACUGUUGCUGGAGUCUCUUCCUUUCCCUAGUAUAUCUACGAUUCAAGCGGGAUUGCUGCUCACCCAGAAGUCGACAUUGGCUACGGCUUCUCUCAAUGGCCAGCUGGUCACUGCUGGAUUCGAGUUGGGUUUGCACCAGGAUUGCUCGAACUGGCGUAUGAAGGAUUGGGAGAAGGGCCUCCGAAAACGGCUUGCUUGGGCGUUGUAUCGACAGGACAAGUGGUCCUCGCUCGUUCAUGGGCGGCCAUCGCAGAUCUUCGCAACCAACUGGACUGUCAAGGAUCUCGUAGAACAGGAUUUCACAGACGCCUUUGCGUCCGGCACCGACUCUGCCCACGACGAAGCCGCUGUCGGUCACGGGCCUCUCCUCUUCUGCCACAUGGUCGCCCUCACCACCAUUCUCUCCGAUAUUCUUGAUCGCUUCUACACUCUCCAGUCCAUCGAAGACUUUAACGCUGCCGGCAACCAGCGAACCCGCAUAAUCCUGGACAAGGCCAAGCCUGCGCAGAUCCGACUCAAAGAAUGGUUCUCCUCCCUCCCUGCAUCGUUGAAGAUGGAGACAUCGACCGGCGAGCUAGUCGAAACCAUCACCGACGAGCACGCCCGCAACGGUGCCCUCCACCUCGCCUAUUUUGCCACUGAAAUCACCCUCCACCGCUGCAUCGUCCGCUCCCUCACCACCGAAGGCACGGACUCUUACCUCGCCCACAUUUGCCGCUCUGCGGCGAAGACCCGCUUGAUCUCCGCCAUGGAUUUCGUCAACCGCCUCCGCCCCGCCCACCUGCGCUCUUUUUGGCCUGCAUGCUCGCGCACGAACUUCUCCCUCAUCGGCUCCUUCGGUAUGCUCCUCCGCGUGACUGCUCCCACGAACGAAGAGGCGGAAUUCUACCGUGUCCGUCUCUGCGAGUACCGCUGGACCCUGAGCGUCAGUCACAAGAACGCUGAGUUCAUGAGUUUCGCGCUCGAGAGCCUGGAUAACUCGUUUGCCCUGGACAAGCACGUCCCGCCAAAGCCCAACAUUGAUGAACUCAUGGCGCAGACAAAGUCUGCCCGCGCACACGCCGGUCCCGCUUCCUACGACGCACUUGAGGACGGCAUGCCCAGCGCGGCAGGACCUACAUCAUCUGUUAUGUCCGGCUUAGUCUCGCCUGCGACCUCGGUCAGUGACAUGGACGAGAAUGAAAUUCCGUUGAUGUGA
Penicillium chermesinum is the source of this 2010-nucleotide messenger RNA. RefSeq names its product putative C6 transcription factor (OTam). The record is from RefSeq and is a predicted model, not a curated record. Gene Ontology annotation, molecular function: DNA-binding transcription factor activity, RNA polymerase II-specific; zinc ion binding; DNA binding. The transcript is spliced from 3 exons. Gene Ontology annotation, biological process: DNA-templated transcription. Lineage: Eukaryota; Fungi; Ascomycota; Eurotiomycetes; Eurotiales; Aspergillaceae. Gene Ontology annotation, cellular component: nucleus. The coding region runs from base 1 to 2010 and encodes 669 amino acids.